GUGGCAAUGGGUGCUACGAUGGUACGCGAUUCGGUAUGUUUUGUGUGGUUAAUGGUGGUGGUUGUCAACAUUCCUUGGGCUAACUGUGGCCUUGACGAGGAACGGAAAGCGGACGACCGGCGCGCUUUAGCACCGGAAGCGUCCGAACUGUCCGGGAUUGAAAAGUGCCCCCGGAUGAUGCACUACGUGUUCGAAGGUUACGCACCAAUCGGUAAUAAAAAUGCCGGAAACUUUACGGAAAAUGCGAAAGCAACCACGCUGGAAGAGUGUGUACGCGACUGCUGCUUGAAGGGUGCGAAUUGUCACACGGCGUUCAUAUUUAAUCAAACCUGCUAUCAUGUGAAAUGCAUCAGUAACGAUUUGUGCCUUCCGGCGAAAAAGGAUACCACCUCGACGCUGCGCAUGGUGCUGGUAAACCCGAUCGACGAUGGGUUGGUGGUAGAAGCAAGCUGGUGGGAUGUGUUAAAGAAGGCACAGGAAAAACGGCUCGGUGGCGGUGCACCUCCUCCGGUCGUUCCUCCGGUGCGAAUAGCGGAAGAUGAAGGGGAAGAAAGCUUGCUGGGCAAGCUGACGGAAAUGUACAAUUUGGCGAAUGGGGUACCGAGAGCUAGGGGUGAGGAUAAGUAUGGUCUUCCGUCGGUGGAGGACAUUUACCGUGGGCCGUACAAAUCGCUCGAUUAUGGUGCAUCCGGUGUGCCAGGAUUUGAGAAGUACGCCAACAACUACAUACGCGACCAGUACGACGAGGAAGCGGAAGAAAGCAAGUACUACGCGGAGACGAAAGCGUUACGCGGAUCGAUGCGACCAUGUGAUGUGACGCGGGAAGAUUCUUGCGGACGGAACGAGCUGUGUGUGCGUGUUGUACCGAACGUUCGGCAUGGCAUCUGCACAUGUCCGGAAGGAUUUGAACGAAGCGAAAAGGAUGUUUGUCUAACGAAGGAACAAAUAGCGGACGGGCAGCAGCAGCAACAGCUUGUUCCACAAAUGUUGUCCGCCCAGAAGCUAACGAUGGGCAUUGGUAACGGUGACACCGAGAUUGAUCCUCCCCAUCCGAGCACUACGAAAGAGCUAACCGUUUCGGUAGCUUCGAAGGAUGUACGUCUACCCACGAAUGAAGCCACACUGUCGGCGUACGUUAUACCGGAUGAAAAAACAAGCGGCGACAAGUACAACUACCUGUGGACACUUGUGUCUCAGCCGAAAGGGGACAGUAACAGUACGAUCGCGGAUCAAACGAAAUCUAUCGCAAAGCUGUCCGGUUUGGCGGAAGGACUUUACCAAUUCAAAGUGACAGUUAACGGUCAGAACGGUUCGUACGGGGAAGCGUUCAUGAACAUUACCGUACUGCCGGAGCAGAAAAUUAACAAACCACCGCGUGCGGUCAUAACGCCCGCAAAUCAACCGGUACGCUUACCGAACCAUGAAGCGAUCCUCGACGGGAGUGCGUCAAGUGAUGAUGCAAAAAUAGUCCGCUGGCAGUGGGUGUUGGCUCAGGGACCGCUCGGAUAUCAGCCUGAGCUACCGGAGGUCAGUACGUUGCAGCUGAAAGAUCUCACGAUCGCAGGCAACUAUACGUUCAAUCUAACCGUGGUGGACGAGCAAGGAUUAAGUAACAGCACCACGGCCAUCAUACAGGUGCUGAAAGAGAUCGAUUACCCGCCGGAAGCGAAUGCGGGCAAAAAUGUAAUACUUUAUCUACCGAACAAUAAUGUUACGCUGAAUGGAUCACUGUCGAAGGAUGAUAAUGGCAUUGUGGCAUGGGAGUGGACCAAGAUCAGCACGAAUCAGUCGAAAGCGGUUGAUAUGCAGAAUACGCGGACACCUUUUCUGCAGCUGUCAAAUCUUGAGGAGGGUGUGUAUGCGUUCGAGCUGAAGGUGACGGAUGUGAAGAACCAAAGUUCCACCUCGAUGGUGCACGUGUUUGUAAAACCACCAACCAAUCGUCCGCCGGUGGCAAAAGCUGGCGUUAACGGUACGACGAUUUAUUUGCCCCAAACAUGGAUCAUCCUGAAUGGGAGUGAAUCGAGCGAUGAUAUUAAAAUUAGCUCGUACUACUGGCAACAGAUAUCGGGACCGAAUACGGCGCUGAUCGUGAAUGGGAAUGCUUCGAUAGCGAAUGCAACCGCAAUGACGAUAGGUGAUUACGUGUUCGAGCUGAUCGUGUCGGAUGACGCGAAUAAUAAUGCAACCGAUCGGGUGCGCAUUACGGUGGUGCAGGAAAAGAACACGGCACCAAUUGCAAAUGCUGGUGGAGAUCAGACGGUUACACUGCCCACCAACAUACUCGUGCUGAACGGUAGUCGAUCGAGCGACGAUCUUGGCAUCGUGCGGUACAGCUGGACCCGGGAACCGAGCAGUUUGGCGAUGGGCACUAUCAUCGGUGGUACUGACAGCAAGCCGGUUCUUAUGCUAACGAACAUUGUCACCGGACGGUACGUGUUUAAAUUGACUGUGUACGAUGGACAAGGCUUGUCCGCUUCCGACACCGUAAGCAUCAUAGUGCAUCCGGAUCCGCUGCUGAUGAGCUUGGUCGAGGUAACGAUCACAACCGAAGCAACCGUACUGACGGCAACCGAGCUGGACUCAAUUGAGCAAAAGCUCACUCUGCUAAUCGGUGACAAUAUGGCGAAGCUGCACGUUCGCGAGCUUAAAGUGGAACCGAGAACUGGGCAGGUUGUGAUUGUAUUUUACGUGGAGAAAAAAUACGGUCUCGAGGAUAAAGAAAAACAGGAGCCAAUGCCAGCGCUCGAAGUGGAGCGUAUACUGAAGGAAAAGUUUUGGCGUGAUUACACCAUCCUGGGCACAUCCGUGGUCGGCAUACGGACGACGGUUUGUCAGAAUGAUUGUUCCGGCCACGGUGUUUGCAAUGCGGAAACGCGCGAAUGCAUCUGCCAAAGCUUCUGGAUGCCGGAUAUUUUUUACUUUUGGGGUAUUGCGGAGGCUAAUUGUGAUUGGUCCAUACUGUACGUGAUUGUUGGUGUGCUGAUAGUAUUUUUUGUACUGUCUGGUAUCUGCUGGGGUAUUACCUGCCUUUGUCGAAGGACGGCAAAACCACGCACGAGGCCAAAGCCGCAAAAGUAUUCACUAUUGCAAACACACGACGAGGAAUUGCCUUCAUUUAAUCGCGCCGGAACGACCAUAUCCGAUAGCGAAACCGAUUCGGACGUGCUGUUCGAGAGCCGUUCCCGACAAAACGGGCUUCUGCCGGGACGAUCCGGCAACGGUGGCUUACCGAACGGUGAGCUAAGGAACGGUGCUGGCGGCCAUCCAAAGUACGGUGUUACGCGGCUAGGACGACGCAUAAAGGCUUAA
Messenger RNA from Anopheles maculipalpis, 3312 nucleotides. RefSeq names its product dyslexia-associated protein KIAA0319-like protein. The transcript is spliced from 7 exons. The record is from RefSeq and is a predicted model, not a curated record. NCBI's taxonomy places the organism in Eukaryota, Metazoa, Arthropoda, Insecta, Diptera, Culicidae. Bases 7 to 3312 code for a protein of 1101 amino acids. Gene Ontology annotation, cellular component: plasma membrane; cytoplasmic vesicle.